AUACAUUUUAGCCAAAGUAAUGAGAUUUGACAUCUAGGAUCUUUUUCAUUUGUGACCAGACUGAUGAGAUGUGACAUUUAUAAUUUGAGAAUGAUGUUAAGAUAGAACAAGGUUAUUAUAGGAUGCCUCCAUCUCUCAGACGGUCACGAUCUCAGAGUGUAAAGAGAAAUGCCUCAUUCACAGAUGGUGUGAGCUGGCUACAGAUCAAACAUGAAGGGUUCAUAAGAAGAUUGUCUGAUUCCUUCUAUCCUUUAAGAAGGGAUAGCAGUAAAAUGAACAUCCCUCAUCGUAUCUUGACCCCAGAUGAAGAUAAAACAUUCAGUAAGACUCUGGAGAGUGACAGCAGCACAGAAUUUGUUACAGCACAUAACUCUCUGGCAGAUGGAACCAGUCAAGGAAGUCAGGAAUCACUAGACAAACAGUCACAGACCACCAAAAAGUUUGAUGCUGUAGUUUUCGAUGUAUUACGGGUCUCACCAGAUGAUUAUGCUAGUCAGAUUACCUUGAUGGAUUUACCUGUGUUCCAGGACAUAUUUCCUGAUGAACUAACAUCAUGUGCAUGGACAACAAAAGAGAAAUUGAUAAAAGCCCCUAAUGUUGUGGCUUUUACCAGGAGAUUUAAUCAUGUAAAUUUUUGGGUUCAGCGAGAGAUUUUAAAUUGUCAGACACUGAAUACCAGAGCAGAAGUUUUGGCUCAUUUUAUAAAAAUUUCCAAGAGAUUAUUAGAAUUAAACAAUUUACAUGCGGUAAUGGCUGUGAUAUCAGCUUUACAGAGUGCUGCUAUUUUUAGAUUGUCCAAGACCUGGAUGAAAUUAUCCAGAAAAGACAAAGCUGUAUACGAAAAAAUUGCUGAUUUAUUUUCUGAAAAUAACAACAGACAACGAUUACGAGAUUACAUGGACAGUGUUAAAUUGCCAUGUAUCCCAUAUUUAGGUUUAUAUUUAUCCGAUUUGAUCUACAUCGAUGUGGCACACCCUCACUCUGGAGGCCUAGAAAGCCACCCAAGGAGAUUACAGAUGAAUAAUAUAUUAAGAGUUAUAGCUGACUUUCAACAAUCCAGUUAUGAUAAUGUACAAGUAUUAGAUCAUAUUCAGAAUUAUUUAAAAUCUGUCCGUUACAUAGAGGAAUUACAAAAGUUUGUAGAAGACGAUAAUUACAAACUUUCAUUAAAAGUUGAACAGCCAAUGAGUGAGAACCUCUCAUCAUCAAAAGAAGAUAUACAGAUAAUGGUGGCGCCCCCUUCUCCAGCAACAGAACCCCGUAAUGUGUUGACGUCAUGUGCUGGUCUUACAAAAAAUGGUCCCUCACACAGAAAAACUAAAAGUUUAAGUGCAAAUUUCCUAAGUUGUCAUAAACCUGCAGCAGAUAAAACCUAUAGUUUACCCAGUAAGGCAACGGCACCUUAUAUACAAGGCAUUAGACAUCUCUUGGAUGACAGUGUUCUGGAGGAAUCACCGUGUGCCUCUAGUGAUGGCUCAAUAUGUGGUAGAAUCUCAGAAAGUGCUGAUACAGCAGAUACAAGUUCAACAGAUCAGGAGACUUUUUGGCCUUUGAGAAGUCAGCAAUGGAGAGAAUCUGACGACAUACAGAAUAAUUACCGACAAAACUUCACCUGUGAAGGUUGUUUACGGAGAAGAACUAUUUUAAAAGAUGGCAAAAAACCAACGGUUUCAUCGUGGACAAGAUACUGGGUAGCCUUAUGGGGAACGUCGUUAUUAUAUUAUCCUGCCAAGACAUUAAGAGGGUCAGAAAGAUCAUGUUUUAAAACCAGUCCCACAAAGAUGACAUCAAUAGUGGGAUGGAUGGUAGUAAUGGGAGAUAAUCCACUUCAACCUGAUGCAUUCCAGCUUACAGAUCCAAUGAAAGGCAAUGUUUAUAAAUUUCGAUGUGGCAGUCAGGCACAGGCUUUACAAUGGUGCAGACAUUUAAGUGAUGCCACAAACAGGUUCCAACCACAGACUCCUGCUAAUUUGAUGUCAUUUGAUUGAGAGUUCUUAUUUACAAAUGGUGGGAAGUCAAUAGGUACCUUUACCGAACAUUGUGCCAAAUGUUUGCCAAACAAUGUGAUGAAGGAAGAUGUCAGGGUUGCCAUAGUGACAAUACUCAGUCCCUUCUGUCAUAAUAAACAAUGGCAGUGAUUGCAUUGCACUCUUGUGAUCUAAAUAUGGUCAUCAUAACCAUAUAUGGACAUAUACUUUAAUGGGAGUGUAUUAUCUCUUUAAGGGAACCAGUCAUAAUAAACAGUAUUUUAAUGCCAGUUAUUAUUUAAUUCUGUUAAUGUAAUUCUUAUGUUUCUGGAUCAUGUGAUAAAUAUAGCAUAAUAUAUAUCAACGCUUUACAAUAAGGUUGAAUGCGACAUUACUGAAGAUGUUAUCUUUGUAAAAUUACUGAAUUUCUUUAUUAUUAUAAAAAAAAACCAUAACAGGUACUUUCAAUUGGGUGAAACUGUGAACUUAGAAAACAUCACUUGUGCUGUUGUGAACGUUUGAAAUAUAAAAAAAUCCUCUAAAGAUAUCAACACUUUUAAGCAAUGAAUAUUCUUUAUUAGUUUUCAGAAGGAAAUAAUGUCAAAUGUCUAUUUUCUAUGGUUAUAGUUUCAAUAUUUGACUUUUUUUCAUUUUUUCCAUUUUAACAAUGUUAUGGAUUUCUCUGAUAAUAAUUUAUAUUGUCAGCUUUUGCCAUGGUAGCCUGGUCAAAUAUCAACUAUUUUUAGGCUGACUGUCAUUUAAGCUGCUGAUGUGGUCACAGUUUGAAAUAUAUUUUUUUAAACUGUUUAUAGUUUUGUAUCAACCUUAGAGGUGGUUGACAGUACUGUGCUUGACAUUCAAAUGAAGAAGAAAAAACUGUGACCAGUUAAAAUUAUUUUAAUAUAAAGCAUUCCAUAUUUGGGAAUUUCGAUUUUUGCAGAAUAAAUAUUAAUUAGAUCUGAUGAAUUUAUUCAUACAUUAUUUCGAUAUGCAAUUGUUAGUUGACAAUUUUUAUGCAGUUACCAUUUUUAACACGUAUGUUUAUCUUUUCCCUAUUCAUGUCAGAUUUGAUGACCUAAUUGGCCACUGUUCUCCCUAAGCACUCAUACUAAAUGAAAGAAACAAUAUUUUCAAAAGAUGCUUAAAUGACUUGUCUUUUACUUUAUGGUACAUUAAUAUGCUAUGCAAUAUGAUGCUUGGGAUUGUCAGGAUUUUUGCCAUCUUGCUUGUAAUGAGUAGACUUGCCAUAGUUUGGGGCGACUACACUUAACUUGUUGACGUCUGCUGUUGGGUGUAUUUUUUUUAAUGACAUUGUAUAUCAUGUUUAGUAGAAAAUCAAUAUUUUAAUUUUAUAAACCAUUAAUUAAAUAACAAAAACUAUAAGUUUUACUGAGACGUAUGAAUAUAAUUCAAAUAUUACAUAUAUAGGGAUGUACAACAUCUUAUGAAUGAAUAAUGUGAGCAUGUAAGGAUUUAUGUUUUGUUCUCAUUUUAAAACAAAAACAUGAUUAUAAAAAAAUCAUUUAAAUUAUGAUUUUAAGUGCAAAAUUAAAUAGAUUGAAAUAUUUUCUUUCUAUUUCAUGGUUUCAUAAUGCAGGCCUUUAAUUUUUUUUGGUUAGAAAGAAAAUGCCUUCCCAUUACUUUCUAGAGGUUACAUUUUGAAAUACUUGUUAUUUUGAAAGUGGUGCUUUUGAAAUGGAUUUCUGCUGAGAUUUUAGUGCUAUUAUUGUGUGCUUAAUGUAAUGAGUGUUUUGUAAAGGCUCCUGAAAUAGUGAAACAAAAUAUCUGUUGAAAA
Molecule: messenger RNA, 3762 nt
Organism: Mytilus trossulus (common blue mussel)
Lineage: Eukaryota; Metazoa; Mollusca; Bivalvia; Mytilida; Mytilidae
Product: ras-specific guanine nucleotide-releasing factor RalGPS2-like
Exons: 19
Coding region: 123-1988 (621 amino acids)
Biological process (GO): Ras protein signal transduction; positive regulation of GTPase activity
Cellular component (GO): plasma membrane
Molecular function (GO): guanyl-nucleotide exchange factor activity
Source: RefSeq, a predicted model, not a curated record